UGGAAAAAGAAACAAUGAGUCAGUUCUUUGACAUGAUUGGAGGUGACAGACCGUCAAGACUUGCUUUCCGUUAUUAGAGCGUGGAAGACACUUCCGACCCUAUUAGAUCGAGUGCUCACAUGGAUACCAUAUGUUCCCCAUGUGGUGGGAUUUCCAACUCAGCGCGUGUCUACACUCUCUCUUCUUUAUGCUCGCCGGUUAAACGAAGACACUGCAUCGGGCUCUGAGACUGUCACGUAUGUAUCGGCCCGGACGCAAAUGAUAGCAGUAAAACACAAUUGAUUAUAUACGUAAAAUAAUGUUGUAGUACGCUAGCAGAACCACCGUCGUGCGGCACGUGACCUUUAUAUCCAGCCGCCUUGUCGGAGGUCCCCACUGCCUUUUCAGAGACAAAACUGGUCAUGCAGCAGACUGCUCCAUGCUCGUUACCAAAAAUAUGUUUGUUUUCAUGUUAUUAUACUGUAAUAAGCUUAUGUUAUGUGGGAUUCAUCACCCCCUGAAACUUCAGGUUUUAGAACUGGGAGCAUUGCUUUUCCAUAUUGCUGAUAUGAAAUGCUUUAGCGUGGCUGUUAAACCAGAUGAUGCAACUUGUGGGUCGCAUACUUGGAUUGGUAAGGGCCUCACUUGUGUUUGCUUCAAGCGAAAGGGAGCAUAUGAACGAAUUUGCAUUAACUUGACCCCUCAACAGGCAAAAAGAUUGAAGAGGUUGAAGGAUAGGAUGAAGGUAUAUUUUGAUGCUUCCAGGCCAGAUCACCAGGAUGCUUUGAGAGCUCUAUGGUCUGCCACAUAUCCCGAUCGGGAGCUGAGUGGUUUAAUAUCUGAUCAAUGGAAAGAAAUGGGAUGGCAGGGAAGAGAUCCAUCUACUGAUUUCAGAGGAGCUGGAUUCCUUUCUCUGGAAAACCUACUGUUCUUUGCAAAGACAUUUUCAAUAUCAUUUCAACAUUUGCUAAAAAAACAAGGAGGAAAACGAUCUGCUUGGGAGUAUCCAUUUGCAGUUGCUGGUGUAAAUAUCACAUUUAUGAUUAUGCAGAUGCUUGACCUUGAUGCCGUGAAACCUCGAACAUUUGUCAGACCAGUUUUCUUACAGAUUCUGUCAGAAAGCGAAUGGGCAUUUGACCUUCUCUAUUGUGUGGCUUUCGUGGUGAUGGACAAUCAAUGGCUACAUAGAAAUGCUACAUACAUGGAGUUCAAUGAUGUCUUGAAAUCUACUCGAGCUCAGGUAGAGAGAGAACUUCUAAUGGAUGACGUCUUACGGAUUGAAGACAUGCCUUCUUACAGCCUUCUCAUUUAGCAAUAACCUACUACAGUUUCAGGCCAGGCUGGUUCAGGCCACUGGUGUAUUUGUUAACAUUGAAGUUGUAAAGUCCCUUUCCUUUUCCUUUCAUCUACUCCCAUCUCCUCUCUUGCAAAGUUAAUUUGUGAUCCUGUUGUUUUGAUACAUGUCACAAUCUGAUGGGAAUACUCUGUCACGCCAACUACAACAUUCUGUUUUAAAGUUGUCCGAGGUGGGUGUAGAUGCAGAGAGUUGUGAUACUGAUGAGUAAUUUUGUAUAUUUACAUUUUUUGAAGCCCGAUUUACGAAGUUCAAAGGGGCAGAACUAUCAACAGAAGCUAGGAUGUAAAUGAAAAUUUGAACACUGUUCUCCUUCAA
Populus nigra (black poplar) is the source of this 1651-nucleotide messenger RNA. RefSeq lists its product as uncharacterized. The transcript has 9 exons. NCBI's taxonomy places the organism in Eukaryota, Viridiplantae, Streptophyta, Magnoliopsida, Malpighiales, Salicaceae. The record is from RefSeq and is a predicted model, not a curated record. Bases 419 to 1291 code for a protein of 290 amino acids.